Molecule: messenger RNA, 9884 nt
Organism: Amphibalanus amphitrite
Lineage: Eukaryota; Metazoa; Arthropoda; Thecostraca; Balanomorpha; Balanidae
Gene: Myo10A
Product: unconventional myosin-XV-like
Exons: 60
Coding region: 277-9249 (2990 amino acids)
Cellular component (GO): cytoskeleton; myosin complex
Molecular function (GO): protein binding; cytoskeletal motor activity; ATP binding
Source: RefSeq, a predicted model, not a curated record
GCCGCCGCCCGCAGCACAACCAGUCACCCGCAGGCCUGAGCCGUGGUUUCUCACACGGCGAAACUAGCGAACGCAGCGAGCGAGCAGCAGUGAUUGAGGCGUGGCUUGUCCGUGUGUGAGUGUGUGAGAAGGUUGUGUGAUACGCAGCGGCGAAAUCACGCAGUGAAAUCACACAGUGGACGCCACACAUUGGAGUGCAAACAGAGAUGUUAACCAGGUAGCUGAGUUACCGACCGGACCUCCAAAGUAACCGACCGGACCACCAAAAAGGAAGACAUGGAAUACGAAGCGGGUGACCUGGUGUGGUUUGACCCCGGGGUCGGCUACGUCCUCCCCGGCGAGGUCAUGGAGUACCACCGGCUCGGUCAGGUCGUCACCGUGCAGGCGGUCGUCAAUGGAGAGCCUCAGCUUUACACACUGACAAAUCUGGCCAACCUGAGGAAGAGGCAAGACCUCGGGCAGAAUGGCGUCGACGACAUGAUCUUGAUCGGGGACCUCAACGAAGCCUCAAUUCUCUGGAAUUUGAAGCUCCGCUACGACAAAGAGCUCAUAUACACCUACACAGGCAGUAUCCUGGUCUCCGUCAACCCGUACCGCAUGUUCGACAUCUACGGCCUCGACAUGGUGAAGCGGUACGAGGCGCAGCUGCUCGGGUCACUGCCGCCGCACAUAUUCGCCAUCGCCUCAUCAGCCUACAGCCGUAUGACCAAGGAGCGAGAGCAGCAAACCGUGAUCAUCAGUGGCGAAAGCGGCGCAGGAAAAACCGAAGCCACCAAGCUGAUCAUGCAGUACCUGGCAGCCGUGAACAAGUCGCCAUCCAACCUCAUAACUGAACAGAUCCUGGAGGCCACGCCGCUGCUGGAGAGUUUCGGCAACGCCAAGACGAUGCGGAAUGACAACUCGUCACGGUUCGGGAAGUACCUGGAGGUUUAUUUCAAAGAUGGUAUCAUCACCGGCGCUCGCACCACCGAGUACCUCCUGGAGAAAUCCCGCAUCGUCACCCACGCCCAGGACGAGCGCAACUAUCACGUCUUCUACGAGAUGCUGGCCGGUCUUAGUGAACAGGAUCGCAAGAAAUACGGCCUGCUCAGUGCCGAGCAGUACUUUUACCUGAACCAGGCAGGACAGAGCACGGGUGGAAGUGUUGAGAUUGACGGCAAGUACGACAAGGAAGACUUCCAGGCACUGCUCUCCGCCAUGCAGGUCCUCGGCUUCACAUCUGAGGAGAAUGACACUAUCUUCAAGAUUCUCGCGUCUGUACUUCACCUGGGCAACAUCUACUUCCAUCGCGCCCAGCUGAAGCACGGCCAGGAGGGCGUGGAGAUCGGAUCAGACGCCGAGGUGCGCUGGCUGGGACACCUGCUGGGCAUCGAGACCGACUGGGUGCGGCGAGCGCUCAUGACCAAAACCACGGAGGCUCGCAACGAGCGAGUCGUCACCCCUCUGAACAUCGACCAAGCGCUGGACGCGCGGGACGCCAUCUCCAAGGUUCUCUACAGCAGCCUCUUCAGCUGGCUCGUCCGUAGGAUCAACCAGAUCGUCUUCAAGGGCGCCAGGAAGAUGAGCAUCAGCAUCUUGGACAUCUUCGGCUUCGAGGAUUUCAAGGAGAACAGUCUGGAGCAGCUGUGCAUCAACUACGCCAAUGAGACUCUUCAGUUCCACUUCAGCAAGCACGUCUUCAAGCUGGAGCAGCAGGAGUACCUCAAGGAGAAGAUCGAGUGGCAGAGCAUAGCAUUCCAGGACAACUGGCCGGUGCUGCACCUGAUCAGCAAGAAGCCGGUGGGGAUCUUCCACCUGCUCGAUGACGAGAGUAACUUCCCCAAGGCGACCGACGCCUCUCUGCUGGAGAAACUCCACUACAACCACGCGCUCGAUGAGCUCUACAGCAGGCCCCGCAUGUCGUCGAUGGAGUUCGGCAUCCACCACUACGCCGGCCAGGUGUGGUACAACGUGGACGGCUUCCUCGACAAGAACCGCGACAUCCUAAGGAACGACGUGCUGGAGCUGCUCAUCAGCAGUGACGUGCCGAUGAUCUCUGAGAUGUUCAUCGAGCACCGGGCCCAGAGCGAGGCCGUGAAGAGCGGCAGCAAGUCCAACGGCAGGUUCGUCACCAUGAAGCCCAGGACGCCGACCGUGGCGGCCAGGUUCCACGAGAGCCUCCAGCAGCUCCUAGACUCGAUGAGCAAGUGCAACCCGUGGUUCAUCCGCUGCAUCAAGCCCAACUGUGAGAAGGCCCCGAUGAAGUUCGACAUGCCCGUGGUCCUGGAGCAGCUGCGCUACACGGGAAUGUUGGAUACAAUCCGGAUCAGGAAGAUGGGGUAUCCAGUGCGGAUGAGGUUCGCGCAGUUCGCGGAGAGAUACCGCUCUCUCCUGCCGGAGAGAGUGGCGAGAGGAGCACCGGCGAGAGAUCUGGCCAGGAUGAUCCUGGAGGGCAGUCCCGAGUGGCAGACCGAGUACCAGUUGGGCACCUCCAAGGUCUUCCUGCGGGAGAGCUUCGAACAACAGCUCGAGAGGCGCAGACUGCGGGUCGAGGCUGAGGCAGCCAUCAAAAUCCAGAGAAACGUACGUCGGUACCAGGCGGAGAAGCGGUACCUCCGGACCCAACAGGCCGCCGUCAAGGUACAGAGCUACUACCGCAUGUACCGGGACAGGAAGAGGUACCGCACCGUCCGAAACGGCAUGGUCAAGGCCCAGGCCAACUUCCGCAUGAAGCGGCAACAGAAACGCUUCAGCGAGAUGAAGGGUGAGAUGAAGCGCCGCAUGCUGGCCGAACGGGCUGCCAGGGCGCGGGCCAAGACCUCUGGUGAACGGCGUGACAACGAGAGGGGUGUCUCGAGAGCGGUGGCCGGUGUCAACCACCUGGAGAUUCCUGCGGACCUGGCGUUCAUCUUCAGUCGGCUGGAUGACUGGCACCCAGCCCACACGGACCGCAACCUGAUGAAGAUCGGAGCCCAGGUGGACCCGCCCGAGGAGCGCUUCAACCUGCCGCACGACAUCGACUACCACGCCUUCACAAAGUUCACCAACAUCUACUUCAAGGCACACCUCUGGGGCAUGAAGCGGGAGCCGAUCCGUACUCCAUUCCUGGCUAAAGCCAAGGAGUCCGACUACCAGGAGUCCCUGGCCCUGUUCAAGCUGAUUUUGCGCUUCAUGAACGACAACAGCCUCAACGAUGCUAGAGAGAAGGCGCUGGGGGACUACAUCGUCAACAAGGGUCUCACCAACGAGAAACUGCGUGACGAGAUCCUCUGUCAGCUCUGCAACCAGACAUGGAAGAACGACAAUGAGGCCAACGCGGAGCGAGGCUGGCUCCUCAUGUCCAACUGUCUGUCAGUAUUCCCGCCCAGUGACAACCUUUACAAGUACCUGCUCAAGUACGUGUCAGACCACGGUCAGAACGGUUACGCCGCCGACUGCCAGAAGAAGCUGCUGCGCUCACCUCCUGACGGCCGACUGAGUCGGGUCUACCCGCCCACACUACUCGAGUGGAGGUGCAACCGUAAGAAGCAGCAGAUGGCCCUGGAAGUCUCCUGUGCGGACGGACACACGUGUUUCGCUCCUGUGGAUUCCUGGACUACAGGCGAGGAGCUCGCCGCCUAUGUCCUGGAAAACCGUGGUAUCGGCAGCACAUUCGGUUGGACCGCUCAAAUGACCGACGAGGGGGACCUAUACGAACUGAGCGGUGCGGAUUAUGUGAUGGAUGUGAUCGGAGAGACAGAACUGCCACCGGGCUUCCCGGCCGGCAGGAGUGGGUUCAUGGUCAGCGAGCGUGCAGGAUCGGGGAAGCAGAUGAUUUCUAUGGAUCACCAGAGCUCACCACCAGCCAAUCGGAAAGAGUCCAUUAACAGUAUCGGACAGCUCUAUGCUAAGCCGCUCCGUCAGCAGCUGCGUGAACAGCAGCGGCGUACCUCUGCUCACGACGGACCCUACACGGAUGACGUCACUGGGGGACGGAACAAGAGCCGCAGCCUCGACAACCUGCUCGAUGACGGUGAUCGAGGUCCUCGCGGCGCGCCCCACUCCCGCGCCCACCAACUGGGUCUGUCCGGGUCUCGGCUGAACGAGCGGUAUCACUCCGCCGACGUCAUAUCGGACCCGACCGCCGGAUGGAACAAACAUGGGCUCAGCGAGAGUGCGCUCAACGAAAGAUAUUUCGUUCCCAAGGGCACCCAGGGGUCGGUACCACCAGAGGAGCGGGUCGGGGGUGUUCGUCACGAGGAGCAUUUCGAGAAGAAACAAAAGGACAGACGCCACUCGGCAGAGAGCAGGUACAGGAAACACGAGGCGUACAACAGGGUGGACGAGUUUGGAGACCCCAUCGACGAUGCCUUCGAGGGAGAGUUCCCGCCAUUUGGGGACGACCUGGAUGGCAGUCCGUCUCCCCGCGCUGCAAGGUACGUGAAGUCCCAGAACGCCGGGAAGCGAAGCGGGCAGAGCUCAUCGCGAGCCUACAUCGAGAGCAGGUUGACCGUGGAGAAAGAGUACCAAGUGCGCAGCUCGGCGAUGUCAGACACCAGCGAGGCGCCCUCUCUAGCUUCACACGUCCGCCGCGUGCGUGUGCCGUCUCAGGCGAGCGACAUGGAUCAGUUUGUGGACGCACUAUUCAUCCCCGCUCUGGAGGGGAGCCUGGAUGAGCUCUCGGACGCGCGUUCACUGGCUGCCUCAAUCAAAGGGGGAGGUCGGAGGGCAACGGAAUCGGCCGCUUCGGCUAGAACAGAGGAAGAGGCUGCUGAUGAGGGUGCUGAAGAAGCAGCAAGUGAUGCUGAGUCACAGAUGGAAGAGCUUGAUCUAUCGGUAGAUUUCUUUAGAUGCCGCCGCGACUCACUUCGCCGCCGAGCCGUGGUGACCCAGCAGAAUGUAGAGGAGUAUCUGGAGGAUACCUGUGGUCCUGUCAGCCCCGGUCUGGCCACGCUGACUGAGCCGGUCGCACUCGCCUGUGCCAUCAAAGGCGGCGUGGAGCCAGACAACACGGCCACCAGCCCUCAGCAGCAGGGACAGUUCGUGUUCCAGCCCAUCGCCGGCUCGGGCAUGAUGUCCCCACCGCCCAUGAUGAUGCCAGGAGGAAUGCCCUACUUUUCACCACAAGGGCCCAUGUUCGGGCCCCCUACGUCACCCGAGCUCAACCAAUCAUUCGGCGAGAGAGGUGUGACGUCACCGACGCUCAGCGCCGGCCGAGAGGGGGCCACGUCCCCUGCACAAGUGCAGUAUGUGCCAAUGCCCAUGUAUGGCAUGCAAGGUUUUAGCCUGCCCACCAUGCCUCUAUACGGCACGCCCGGUGUCCCGGCGCCCGACGGAUCCGCUCCGCCGGAUCAGCAGCAACUCGCCUCCUACCAGCGCAUGUUCAUGCAGUCGGCCCUGGCGCAGAACAUGCAGAUUCAGCAGCAGUUGUUCAGUCAGAACCAGGCGCUGGCGCAGCUGCUGCAGGCCUCCACCGCUCCUCAGGACACCCCAACAUCCCAGGGACGCCGUCCGGACUCUGCCGGAGCAGCCCGUGAGCCUGGCAGCGAGACCUCCCCUACAGCUGCCAACAACGAGCGAAAACGGAGCACCACUUCUCAGGAGAGACCGUCGGGCAUCCCUCCUGCGCCGCCCAUGGCCAUGACCCCCGAGGAGAUGGCUGCCUUCAUGGAUCCCUCCUACACGCGCGCACGCACCGUCCGCAUUGGCAAGUGGCGCUGGCCACCGCCCAAAGGCGAGGCUGGUGCCGCCGCUGACUUCCUGCAGUUUAAACUGCAGGCCCAGCAGAGGAAACUGAGCAGUGGUCAGAAGUCGGGCAGCCGCCCAGCCACCGAUACGAGUUUCGAGGGAGUUGAGUGGGACGAGUUUGAGAUGGAGACCUCGGACGCCGCCCGGGCGCCCUCGACGCCUGAAAAUCUCAAUAAGUCACGCGAAUCGGCCAAGUCAGUUGACCGCGAGCUGAACAAGCAGCCAAAAGAAAAGUCUGAGGCUGCUGUGAAACUUUCCUCGUCGGCUCCUAACUCAAUUAGCAAACUGAAGAUAUCGUCGGCACUCAAAAUGAAACUGGAAGCCGUCACAUCCAAACACACCGAACGGACUAACGGUAGCACCGACUCCAAGGACACGCCCGAUGGAGGGCGCCAGAAGGUGGUGCCCAAGAAGCUGGACAUGUCCAGAAGGCUACUGCUUCAGCAGCAGCUUGGAUCAGCGCAGCCAGCUGAGAAGGUGACGUCGCCUCGGGCUGCCGAAGACCGCUCAUCUCGGCCAGGGGUACCGCCUCCGCCGCCACCCAUCGGUCCUCUACAGGUCACCAUACCACCACACCGGACUGCUUCAGCGGGAGACAGCAGCUCGUCAGAGAGCUCUCCGGUGAUCGCGGACCGCCGCUCGCCGCCGCGGCCGAUCCAGCCGAUCCGCGGUGACCGCCGUCACCAGAGACCCAGCCGAAUCGAGCCAGAUCGACGGAGCAACGCAUCAGAGACAACGCACGUCACCGAAAAAACGGAAAAAUAUGAGCUGGAGGAAUCGGAGGGUUUCCUCCGGCCAGUCGACUCCUACCGCCAGCUGGCCAUCAGCAGAGAUCUGGAGUCGGUUCGGACCCUGGAGGCGGCCAAAACACGUCUGUUCCCACCCAGUGACGCGCCGUUCGUCACCUACAACCGGGUCAGCUGGAAGCUGGACGUGCGGAAGGAGGUGUUCUCGCCUACGGAAGACGUCACCAACGCCACGGCCCUGCACCUGGUGUUCUGUCAGAUCGUACAGGAUGUCUUCAACCCGGCCUGUAUCCGAAUCAGUCACGCCGAGAGGGCCGAGGCGAAACAGAAACUGGACGAUCUGGGCGUCACCUCUGCCAACAUGCAGGCCACCCAGCUGAAGCUGUCGGUGAAGCGGCAGGUCUUGGAGCUGGCCAGGCAGUGGCCAACAUACUUCUGCAUGCUUUUCCCCGUCUCGGGAGGUCGUAACAACCCUCUGGUCCAGUUCCUGGGAGUUUCUCACUCCGGAGUUCGACUGCUGCGACGGGAGAAGGCGGUACCCAACGACUUCCUCAAGGUCAUCGAUCACGUCCCAUUCGACGAGAUCGGCUCUGUCACCGAACACCGGGGCUCCUCCGUCCAGCUUGUGCUGAAGAACGGGGCUCGUCAGGCCUUCCACACGUCCAAGGCCAGCACUCUGACCGACAUGCUGGAGCGCUUCGUGGCCGAGAGCCAGUCGGGCUCGCACGAGUACGUCCGAGCGACCGCUGACUACACCAGCCACGAUCCGUCUCUGCUCAGUUUUAUGAAGGGAGACCUCAUCAGAGUCAUCAAGAAGAGCCAACCGACCGAGAAAGGCUGGCUGUUUGGCUUGCUGGACGGCCGCCGGGGCACCUUCCCAGCCCAGUUCGUCACACCGGUCGGCAAAAACUCGUCCCGGUCACAGAGCAAGAUUUCCAUCACCAACGGCAGCAACCCGGUGCUGGCGGCGGCGGCGGGGUCUCCAGUACCGACUGACGCCUGGUCCACCCGACCCCCGGACGACCCGCGUUUGGAGGUCGAAUCGGACAGUGAUCUUUCCACACACAGCCCCGCCGGCGGUGACGCGUCCAAUGAGGGGCUGGCCGCGGGGCAUAAACCGACACAGGAUGAUGGGAAGCAUUCGCUGCUGCAGUACGCCAUGCUGCACUUCCGGGAUGCCGAGGAAAAAUAUAACAUGCUACGUGAAGAGGGCGGUGCCACCGGCUCCAUCAAAUUCGAGAAGAAAAAGGGCAAGAAAAAGGGCAAAGAAGACUGGACGUGGCGGGAACAGGUGGAGAUGGUCAAGUGGUCCGACCAGCCACUCCAGGCCUCUCUGCUGAAACUGGAGUCGGCAGAGAGAGCGGGAUCGCACGGGAAGGCAGAGUCAGGGGAGCUGAACCGACAGGCCCUCGACUGUUUCCUGUCGAUACAGCGGUACAUGGGAGACCAGCCCAUGGCCAAGGAUAUGGCAGAGGUGGACUGCGUCUACACGAUUUUGAUGGCCUGCCACCGCGCCGUACCACUACGAGAUGAAGUGUACUGCCAACUAAUGCGACAGACUACCAGCAACAAAUCCACCCAUCCCGACUCAUGUCAGCGAGGCUGGAGGCUGUUCAGUAUCGUGGCGGCGUACUUCUCGUGUUCGGAUGGACUGAGGCCGUACCUGUUCAAGUAUCUGGAGACGGCUGCGUAUGACAAGCGACGCGCCUAUCAUGGCACGGCCAUGGUCUGCCUCCAGAACCUCCGCAAGACGUUCCGUUUCGGCGGACGAAAGAACGUCCCUAGCAUUGAGGAGAUCACGGCCAUCACGGCCGGGAGAAACUCGAAGCGUCAGAUCUACCGCCUUCCGGGAGGCACCGAGCGCGUCAUCAACACGAGGAGCACCAGCGUGGUGCAGGACAUCAUUGAGGACAUCUGUUCAGUGAUCAAGAUCCGCACCCGAGAGGAGAUGGACGAAUUCAGCUUGUACUGCAUCGUCGAGGGCGACACGUUCACCAUGCCGCUGGCUAGAGAGGAAUACAUCCUGGAUGUCACUACCGAGCUGCAAAAGAACGAACAGAUCUUCUACCUGAUCUUCUGUCGCUCGGUGUGGUACUUCCCACUGCGACUCGAGUCUCAUCUCUACGUGGAGGUGGUCUUCAACCAGAUCGCACCCGACUAUCUGGAGGGCCUACUGCUCGUCAUGCCCGGAGAAACGCUCCAUGAGGAGGUGGUGUACGACAUCUCGCGCGUGGCUGCGCUGCUGCACCGUGCCGCCGACAUGAGUGCGGUACCCACCAUGAAGGAGACAAAGUACCUGCUGCCCAAGGCGGCACUGAUGGUGCGAGACAUCAAGCCACCUCAGUGGGUGAACAUGGUACAGGAUAGCUGGUCCGAGGUGCAUGACAAGACGCCCAUGGAGGCCAAGGCCGCCGUGCUUGAAAUUCUGGAGCGCUGGCCCCUGUUCGGCUCCUCAUUCUUCGCCGUGAGCCGAGUGACGGAGAGCAGAGAGGCCGUGGAUCACAUCCUGGCCCUCAACCGAGGCGGUGUGCACUUCCUGGAUAGCGUCACUCAUGAGACUCUCGCCCGCUACCCCUUCUCCGAGGUCAUCUCUACAAGAAAGGUCAAGACGGAGGAGGGCACCCUCUUCUUGGACAUGAAGUACGGCAACCUGAUGCAGCAGAAAGUGGUCAGCAUCCAGUCUGACAACGCUCAUGAGAUAUCCCGUCUGAUUCGCCAGUACAUCAGUAUCGAGCAGAAACAUCAGCCCUCGCAGAGAGGUGCUGAAGAGGCCAGAGAAGGCCAGGCUUCGAGGUAGCCAAUCAGAGAGAAGGACCAACGGGCUCCACCAAUCAGCGUCGAAGAUUGAACGAUGAGACGAGAGAGGAAAAGUAUAGGCGAGUCAACGUCUCAGUGUAUCAAUUGGAAUACGUUCCCAACAUUCCUGAAAGAUUGGAGAAUAUCUGAAAACAUUCCGUCCAUACUGACCGGGUGAAAUGGUGUGCAAAACGCCACGAACUAAAGAUAGAGGAAUGCUUGUGUGUGGCGAUGAGUGUUGGAAUGAAUCAAAAUGAGUUCGGAACAGCGGGCGCCAGCGUACGGACUUUGCGGUGCGGUGUCUUGUUUGGAAAGAUGUCGAAUAUGUGCUCAAUGACUCCAGAUCUGUGUAGAUCUGGUGUGCUAUUUCAUGCAAACUGGGCGCGGUGUUAUAUUUUCGUCUGGGAGGAUUUGUAGUGGUUUAUACGACGCAGGAUAUUUAUACCACGCAGCUUGGAUUUUAUGAGGAAUCGACAAGAUUUUGCUAUAUAUUUUGUGUACAUACCGAGAGAAUAGUUUCCCAAAAUUUUAUGGUGGAUGCUCUCAGCUACCCCUGUCCAUUGCAUGUUUUUGUUUUGAAGAUCUGAGUAGUUUUAGUGUUAAGGGCCAUCACCAAUAAACGCCUACUUUCACCGA